CUUAGGUCCCCUGGCAGCGGCGGAGGUGCCCGGCCCAGCCGGCGGCGCCCUCUGCUCGCUUCCCAACUCGCCAGCCCUUUCCUCGGGCGUGAUGCCCCGGGUGCACGCAGGGCUCGCCGCUACCCGUGCCGGGGGGGCCUCCGCGCUGCCCCUGCUGCUGCUUCUGGUGGGCCUGUGGCCGGCGCCCCUGGCCCGCGCCCGGCCGCCCCCGGGUCCCGACCCCCUGCGGCGCGGGUGGCAGCGGCUGCUGGCGGAGGGCGAGGCCUGCGGCCCCUGUCGGCCGGGAGAGUGCGCCACGCCUCGGGGCUGCCGGGCGGGCCGGGUGCGCGACGCUUGCGGCUGCUGCUGGGAGUGCGCCAACCUCGAGGGCCAGCUCUGCGACCUGGACCCUGGCGCCCACUUCUACGGGCGCUGCGGCGAGCAGCUGGAGUGCCGGCUGGACGCGGGCGACGCGCUGAGCCGCGGGGAGGUGCCGGAGCCGCGGUGCGUCUGCCGCACCCAGCGCCCGCUCUGCGGGUCGGAUGGCCGCACCUACGCCCAGAUCUGCCGCCUGCGAGAGGCGGCCCGAGCGCGGCCCGACGCCAAUCUCACCGCGGCGCACCCGGGGCCCUGCGAGUCGGAGCCCCAGAUCCUGUCGCAGCCCCACGAUGUUUGGCAUGUGACAGGGCAGGAUGUGAUGUUCGGCUGUGAAGUGUUUGCCUAUCCCAUGGCCUCCAUUGAGUGGAGGAAGGAUGGCUUAGAUAUCCAGCUGCCAGGGGACGACCCCCACAUCUCUGUGCAGUUUAGGGGUGGACCCCAGAGAUUUGAGGUGACCAGCUGGCUGCAGAUCCAGGCUGUGCGACCCAGUGAUGAGGGGGCCUACCGCUGCCUCGCCCAAAACGCCCUGGGCCAGGUUGAGGCCCUCGCCGCCCUGACAGUACUCACGCCAGAACAGCUGAACUCCACAGGCACACCCCAGCAGCCAUCACUGGACCUAGCACCUGAGGAGGAGGCUGGAAGUGAAGAGGGCGAAGAUUACUACUAGGUCCAGAGCUCUGGCCCUCGGUGGGGAAGAGUGGGCAUAGUGUUCGUCCCUGCUCUUUUUUUUUUUUUUUUUUGGUACCAGGGAUUGAACUCUGGUCCUUGUGCUUGCGAGGCAGGCAAUGGAACCACUGGGCUAAAUCCCCAGCCCUUGUCCCUGCUCUUGAGAAGACCUGGGAAAGACCUGCAAAGGGCAAGCAUGGGUUGUUUUGAUGCUCCUAGCAGGGCUGUCGGUCGUGGUGGGGGGGAGAGGGGCAGACACAAGGGGUGCACAGGCGGCUGUGCAGAAGACUCUGGCUCUGAAGGCCUCCAGCAUGGCGGCCAGCUGGUCCUGGUGGAGGCUGGCCCCACGUCCACAAAGGGGGGGACACCAGGAUGCCCUUUCUCUUCAGCAGCCCUUCCUCCAGCCCUGCUCAGCCAGUGUCUUCUAACUGCCAGACCCUGCUGCUCCUGUGAUCUUCCGGGUACCCAGCCUUUGCCAAGCCUCAAUUUACCCCUCCUCAAAACUCAUCUUCCAGUUUUCCUCUCACCGCAGGCCUGCUUGCACUUGCAAACUGCAAUCCUUUGUGCUGUUCAUCUCCUCUAUAAGAGAGUACAGCAGAGUAGUUUGGUUCAGUGCAGUAAGGGAGUGGGCUUGCUCCUAUCUUAUACCGCUGUGUAGUGGACUGAACAUGACACGAGGCACAGUGGGCACCAAUAAAGAUUAACAAGCUGAGCACACGCUGCAGACAGUUCUUGCAGGCGGCGUGUGAAGACUGACGCCCCAGAGGCCUCGCGCGGGACUCCUGCUCUGGACAGGACGAGCCGAUGCUUGGAGGAGUGGCAGAGAUGGAAGUCCCAGGCCCCUGUUCAGUGUACCGUCUCCUCUCCAGGCAGAGUAGGAGCCUGUUCCGUCCACCCGGGCUGAGCCCUGUCCAGUCUGACCCUGGUUCCCCAGCUCUCUGUUCACAUUCUCCUUAAAAGACCAGUGGCACCGAGGAGACUACUGGGUGACUGAAGGGGACAGUAAAAGCGUAAAUUAGGGGCCAAGCCACUGUCGGCCGCCCGUGGCCUCCCACGCGCCUGGGCCCCGCCCGGGCUGGCGCCACAGUGGGAGGGACUGGGGCUCCGAGUCUGAGUUUGUCCUCUGGGAACUGGCGACGUGGUCGAAACCCUGACCUCGGGCGCGGGCGCGGCCGCCCCUCUGCAUCCGAGCGCAGCUCCCGCCUCGCCUGCCCUCGGGCCAGCCCGGGACGCUUCUGCUUGCUGACCCGGACUGGAGCCCCGGCGGCCAAGGCCAGGCCAGCGGCUCGUACUUGGAGCGAAUACCAAGGCGACCUCGGGAACAAGGGUUGGGGUUGGCGGUGGGUUCCUGUUGGAGCCAAGGGACGACAGCUUUGUGCAGAGAGCGGACCCGGGUCUGGGGGGCCCGACCGGGCGACUGCGUCCAGCACGGAGCCUAGGCUCACCGCCCAGGCCGGGGCACCGAGAGGGUGCCUGGAGUCCCUGGAAUCCGUUCUCCUCGGUCGCGUUUGCAGUUUGCAGGUCUUUCCUAAGCAACCUCCUCGAGGCCUCAGUUUCCCCCUCCGCCACCCCGCUGGCUGGGCUCCGCAGCUUGGAACGGGAGGGGCCCCUGCUGGCCCGCACCCCGCCUCCGCUGCAGCGGGCCGGCUUUAAUAAUGUCGCUGGAAAGUGACACGCGAUUUAUUAUUAAAGUAAUGCGGGCGCAGGGACGGGAAAGGUUUAAUAAACGCGCCGAGAUGCCGAGGAUUAUUCACCGCAAAUAAAUGAGAGCGCGGGCGGCGUUUUAAUAAAUAAUUUCCCGCUGCUCCCUGGGGGGAUGAGGCAGACUGCGAACUCUCGCCUCGCUCCGCUUUCCGCGCUGGGCCUGCUCGCCCUGGUGGGAGUUUCCAGGAAAGCCCACCCAGAGGGGGCCCCAGGACCUAGCCGGGACGAGUCCGCCCCGCCCCGCCCCGCCGCCCCGCCUCCAGGGCCUCAGGCGGCUUCCCCAAGACGCCCUAGGGUGUCCAUCAGGAGUCCAGGCCCGAUCGAUGGGGCAGACAGGACGGGAAGCCGCCCCUAUCGAGCAGAGGCCCCCAAGAAGAAGCCGCCCCUCCGGAGCCCAGGCUUCGCGGGCCUCGAGGCCUGCUGGCUCCUCCCCCCAAGUCUGGCGGUCCCGGGCUGGGCGUCCCCACUCGGCGCAGGGGCACUGUGAGGGGUGAGAUGAGGGGCCGUGGGUACACGUGUGUGCCCGUGACCCCGGCUGACACGCCCGGGCCUCGUGGGGAAGCGAGUCCUUCAGCCGCACGCCGAACCGACGCGGAGAAGGAGCCCGAGACGGAGCCCGGGCCGGCGGUUUAGGACUGGGCGGAGCCAGAGCCCCCAGGCGGGGCGGCUCGGCGACAGAAGCCCGAGGCUCGGCUGGAGAGGACGACCCCGCCUUCGCCUUCGGAGAAGCCCAGACCGCAGACUCUGGGGACGGAGGACACUAGGACACUCGUGACGCUGGGGGAAGGGGGAGUAGGGAGGCGCCCGCACACCUGGCUCCGCCAACGUCGCGCCCCAGCCCCAAAGCGACAUCUCUGGCAACUCUUGGAAGUACAGGAAGUGUGGAAAGAGUGCCAUCUGGUGGAUACUUCUGGCGGUGACAGGCAGGCCGGGCCAGGACCUUCGAGUUUUUCCUUGAUUGGAAAAAUCUGUGUUUAAAAGAAGUUCGAUUUCUACUCAUUUAGUGUAUGUGAACGUGCACACAUGUGCGUUAUAUAUACCAUAAACAUCUAUGUCUGAUAUCUAAAGUGAUGUCUAUGAUAUGUGUAUAGUGGUAUAUAUGUUUAGCUGUAUGUAUAUAUGCCACAGAAAGUAUGUGACCAAACACAUGUAUAUAAACACAUGUAUUUAUCUAACUACAUGUAAAUAAGUAUGCUGGUAGUAUGUAGGUGUUUGU
Heterocephalus glaber (naked mole-rat) is the source of this 3943-nucleotide messenger RNA. RefSeq names its product Kazal type serine peptidase inhibitor domain 1 (gene Kazald1). The record is from RefSeq and is a predicted model, not a curated record. Lineage: Eukaryota; Metazoa; Chordata; Mammalia; Rodentia; Bathyergidae. Gene Ontology annotation, molecular function: insulin-like growth factor binding. Gene Ontology annotation, biological process: regulation of cell growth; regulation of signal transduction. Gene Ontology annotation, cellular component: extracellular region.